AUGUCGAGCACCCGCACACAGCACACCACGCCGCUGCAGCAAGUUGAAGUCGACACCGACCCGCUCACGGCAGCCAUGCCACGCCUGGCAGCAACGCGAGAGGCCCACACCGCCCUGCUGCAUUCCCUCGUCCGCCAGCAGGAAGAGCAGGGCCGCACCCUCGCCGCCCUCCUCCGCCGCGCCGACGAUAACCCCGGCGCCGCCAUGGUCCGCGCCGUGUCUGGGGCGAUGCGCGACCUCGUCAAGACACAAGCGAGGCAGGGGUACGCUCUGCUCGAUGUCAUGGGCGACGUCCGCGCCGUGAUGCGCGCGGUUGGCGCGCGGGAGCUACCAAGCUUGGAGGGUGGCGUGGCUGCGUCGCUGCCUGUCGGCCCGAUGCAACCCCGUAUCGAUAGGAGGCGGAUGGCUCGGAGUGACAAGGUCAAGGCGGCAACGACGAAUGCAGCGGCCAAGUCUACGCCGACGCCCGCAACCAAGAUCCACGCCACGGCCUCCUCGUUACCGCCCAAGCCGGCCAGUCUGCCGCCACGGCCCGCCCGGAAUCAGUCCCGCAAGCCCGGUGCCAAUGCAGCCACAACCCCCAUCACGUCGAGCACAACGCCCGCCUUAACCUCGGCUGCAGCCGCCACCUCCACGUCCGCCCACACGCCCCCUGCCAACGCGGCCUACUGCACCUCGUGGAACCUCGGCCAGAAGAACCACCUCUGCAAGGCGCUCAACUGCGCCCUGCUGCACGAGUGCUUUGUCUGCCACCCCAUUGGCGCCGGUCACGGCAAGAAGCACCGGUACAACCCGCAGCGUUGUGGGGACAAUAAAGCGUAG
This is a messenger RNA of Vanrija pseudolonga, 822 nucleotides long. RefSeq lists its product as uncharacterized. The transcript has a single exon. The record is from RefSeq and is a predicted model, not a curated record. Lineage: Eukaryota; Fungi; Basidiomycota; Tremellomycetes; Trichosporonales; Trichosporonaceae. Bases 1 to 822 code for a protein of 273 amino acids.